This is a messenger RNA of Rhipicephalus microplus (southern cattle tick), 10587 nucleotides long. It is a transcript of the gene mv, whose product is annotated as lysosomal-trafficking regulator mauve. Gene Ontology annotation, molecular function: protein binding. The record is from RefSeq and is a predicted model, not a curated record. Lineage: Eukaryota; Metazoa; Arthropoda; Arachnida; Ixodida; Ixodidae.
AUACACCAACUCGCAUGCUUCUUCGAAGCCGGCCGGAAGCUGCUGCUGCGGUGCGCAGCAGGGUCUUGAGAACUAGUUUCUGUUCUGCUGUUGGUUUCCGUGGGAGCACUUUGACAUGACAACAGAGCUGUGGAAGGCUAAACUAAUGGUGCUAAUAGUGUAACCUGCGCGGUAAACCUCACGCGACAAUGCGUCAUCGAGCUGUUGGGCGAUAAGGUUUAAACCAACAACACGCGACUGAGUUUGCAUGUGCCCGCACGUGCGCAUCGCCGUGAUAGGCGCGAUUUGAUGCGUGAAAACGGAUCGACCACCUGUGGAGCGGUGGCCGCACCGCACGUUUGUUUUCUCCCGCACUGUGAAGUGGCUGUGCUCUGUGCGCAGUGGCAUGUCCAGAAACGAAGACGAUGAGCGAAAUGCAGGAGAGGAGAGCGAGCCGAGAGCUGAGAGAGGCGUGGCACAGAUUCAUCGCAGCGCCCAGCCGGAGCCGAGAGUUACAAAGCCAGCUGCUCGACAUUUUCCUGGUUAAGUUAAUUGUUGAGUACCGGGAUGUGCCAAGCCACGUGCAACUCACAGAGUGGCUCACUGCAGGCAAUGUACUGGCCCACCAACUCAUGCUUGAAGUGCACGAAGCCUGCACCGGCGAUGACCCCGCACCGUGCCGCGAGUUCAUGCUCGAGGGACGAGGCUGGAAGCUCCUGUGGGCCCUGGUUCGCAUUGGCUCCCAGUCACUACCCUGUUGCAAGGAAUUGUCAAGGGUUGCAAUAUCGCUCUUGUCUUUCUUCUCCAACCUGGAAGAGCCAUGGUCCCCAGGAACCUUUGAGUGGGAGUUUGAAGAGAGGGACCUUAUGGCCUGCUCUCUCGUCACGACAAGCCCAGCCAAGGCCAGCCUAAAACAACGCCGCUGCCGACAGAAGCCCUGCGUGGACUCCACAUCAGACAGCUCGGCCUCGACGGAUUCGGACCACAUGGAAGUGCCUUCACCUGUGCUGCAUACGUCCACGGCCCUCUUCCUUUCGAACAAAGAUCCGUUGGAAUCUGCCAGUGAAGGGUGGGAGGAUCGCCUGUACAUAUGUAGGAGCGCCCCUAUGGAAGAUACGCUCACGGACGAGGAAGCUGCAGUUAUGGGUGCGUGCGUUGCUCCAUCGUUCCUGCUUAACUGUCUCGUCACACUUUUGAUGCAGUCUUGUCGAGGGGCCGAUCGCAAGGGCGAUCGCUGGCAGGCUAUUGCGACAUCCAUAUCGGGCCUUUGUCUCCCUGGUGCCCUGGAGAUCUUCAGCAGCCUUUCUUAUUCAGUGCCAGCUGGCUCCCAGCUGAAGCAGCUGCUUGGGCAGCCCAGUUCCCAGUCGCUUCAACGCAAAGUCUUGCGCCUCAUUGUCACGGCAGCAUCACAGCUUCUACAUGCCGGCUGUGGCUACUCACAUCAGUCCAUCCGCAAGUACCGCACCCUGUUGACACUUCUCGACUCCUGCCAGCCUGCAUUGGAUGCUGGAGACUCUGAGUUCAUGGUGGAAAGCAUGUGUGCCGCGCUGAUAUUCGUCCGUGACGCGGUUCGUAGCUUUCCCCCUUCAGAGGGCAGCUUGAACUGGGUUGUGGAAGCUGUGCACAGGCUCUGCUCUCAUGGCAGCUUGCAAGCCACGAUGCGCGCCACCAAUCGUUCGUCCUGCACCCUCGUUGCAGGGCUUAUCGCUGAAAUUGUCCUGUCGCUGAAGCGUGCCAAGACUGCGCGGAGACUGGGUGUUGCAUUUCAUCAUCACGACAUGCUUUUGGGAACUCGGCUCAGGCACAGCAUGUUGGAACCGUUGUCAGGAUGUUGCAUUGCGUCCUUGUGCACCGUCCUUCUCAAUGCCCCGUUCCUGUCUGCGCAGGCCUUGUUACGCUGCGGUGUCUGCUGCUGCAUGGCACUCGAUGAGGUUUUCGUGCCGCUUCUUCGGGACUUUAGCUCACAGCCCACGGAAGAGAAAGGCCAGAUUUUGCAUCUGCUCCAAAAGUGCCUUUGUGUGCAGAUGGGCCUCUUCUUGCAGGUGUGUUUCAGCUGCCGCGACCGGCUGGACAGGGGAGACGGCACUUGUGGGACAUAUUCUGCGCUGCUCAGUCGUGGAGAUGCAGAAACACAGACCCUCAUUGGCCGGCACUUGCUAGGCAUAGUAAAGGUGGCACGGCCGCCGUUUCGUGACCUGAUUUGCACCCAAGUGGCCUUGCCUUGUUUCCUAGAGUACAACUUUGCCAAUGCAACAAAUGCAGAACCAGAAUUGAAUCCAUUGUGGUUUUCAGUAUCCGCUUUUUCGCUGUUAGGAGCCGACGCCUCCAUGGUCUUCCCAGCCAGAAGUGUGCAGACAACACUUUUGUACCGACUCCUCUCCCCUUCAGUUGCCCCCGUGUACAGGCAUGCUGCCUUGGUUCUGAUUGAAACCCUCAUCCUCGCCUAUGUGAGCAGCAUCAGGAUGGAUGAAGAAAAGGCUGAAGACAGUCACAGCACUGAAAACAGCCUGAUGCAGUCUAGCAAUGAUGAGGAUUCUAACGCACUCUUGGCGUUCACGCAGUUUUUGGCUACCGUAACGAAGGAGUUCAUGCGAAAGGUGAGACCUCUCAUGACGAUGCAGUCCGUCGAGUCCCUCAACGAGUCUGCCACCGAGGAGGGCUUAGACGCAGACUCUGCUUCCGACCGGGAGGCAGAACUGUCGACGCUCGCCGAGCUCUGGCUCUCCUGCCGACAUGUGGCGCAGUGUAGUGCAGUGCGAUCGCAUCUGAGGAUGGGAAACUGCUGCGGGGAAGCGUACCGGUUCCUGCUCUGGCUCGCCGACGAGACGGUGCAGCCUGGUCCGUGCAGCCGGAAGGUGUUUCCAGCGCUGGAAACCAUGCUCGCGCUGCUUCUUCAGUUGUGCCCGGUGCGCCUUUGGUACCAGUCUGAGUGCCUGCAACGUAAGGAGCUAGUGCGAGAGCUGCGCAACCGUCUUCACGGCUGUCCCAGCGUGAACCGCACAGCGGCCGAGUGGCGCUGCCUUCUCGAUGCCCUGCUGGGAAACCUCGUGCACUGGACGCGGGUGCCCACUCUUUCAAGCCGCUCAAAGGUGGAAAGCAGCCUGGUUUCACGUGCUACCUUGCUUCGAAAGGAACCCGAAAUGGCUUCUCUUGCACCUAUGGCUGACGAGGAACUUGGCUACGAAGCCGACUCUGAAUCCAGUCCCGAUGAAUACGUAGCAUCAGAAGGGGUGCUGUCAGUUUCACGGGAUGGUGGAGACAUGUCGGUAGUGUGCUACGAGGAAGUCUGCUCCCUCGUGUUGGACCUGGUGUGCCGUCUCUGCCCGAGUCGCCCAGAGGUGGCCUUGCACGCCAUCCAGAGGCUAACCACCCUGUGCUCACAGCAUCCGCUGCUGCUCACGCUGUUUGUCAAGCAGGGUGCAGUGGGGAAGCUCUGCCAUGGCCUUGGCUGUCUCCUGCACCUGCCUGACCAACCUGACCCCCCAGAGCACCACACCCUAGAACUGCAGGAGAGCCUGGUGUCCCUGCUUGUGCUCUUCUGUCGACGCAGCCUUAGCGCACAGGACCUGGUGGCUUACAUGGGUCUCCUCAAGGGAACUCAAUCAGCCUUCGGCCCCAUACUGGAAGGUCUUCUGGCUCUGGCCAACUGUGGAGAUCGUGGACCGCAGUGUUGGCUGCAGUUCCCGCCCCUGGCCGCAGACGAUGAUGAGGUCAUGCUCCUGCCCACGCUGCAGCAGGAAGAAGAAAGAGGCGGGAAGUUGGCCAGUCUUCCGCAUGGUGGUGCGUCAAACCAAGCUGUGUUGGUGUUGCCACUAGAAGAUCAUGGCGGCUGGUGUCCUCGCCGAGAGGGAUUUUCUCUUGCCUUCUGGCUUGCCCUACGUUGGAGCUCAGUCCUUGGUCACGAGGACGGCACUCGGCUGCACCUGGUGUCCCUGGGUUGCGGCCAGUUUCUGUGCGAGCUUUGGGCUGAAGACGUGGAGAAGGGUACAGUGUCACUGUGGCUGACACAGAAUGGCACCAGUGUGGCAGAGAGUGCAGCCUGCAAUGCUGCCUCCCAGUGUAGCUUCGAGAGAGCGUUGGCGAGCCAUGGUUGGCACCACCUGGCCCUCACAUACCAUGAACACGUGCCACGAAACACCGCUGAAACAAGCAGCUAUGCUUCGGUGACAUUAACGGUUGACGGUCGUCACAGUCGUUCUUGGCACUUGCCCCUGGAAGGACAGGGUGGUGACAGCUGCUUGCACCAGCCGGGGCCGAUGCUCUGGAUUGGCCAGAGUGCGGGAACUGGCACCUCAGUGGCCCUCGUCAGUGGUGGUGUGUCGUGGAGCCUAGGAAACCUGCUCCUUUUCCGAGGUUCUUGCCUCGGUUCAGCCGAGUGCUUGGCUCUCUACUUGAGGGGCGCUGAUGCGGUUGUGCCCACAUCAUGCCUCCUGAGCGAAGAUGAAGACUCGGCGAGAGUUAACAUCAGCCCCGGAUUGGUUCGCAAAGGUUCCCUCAGGAGGUGGCUGGGGCCUGGCCAGUUGCGAGGAGUGCUGGCUACGUUAGAGGACGAGAUCAUGGUGUGGUUUUCGCCGCAGAAUAGUGACUCCUUUGUCAGUUAUCCACGCGGCCCACAGACCUUUUCAUCAUUCCUGGCUGCAUCCAAAAAGCGCAAGCGAAGUGCACUUCCUCGGUCAAGGGAGGCACAACGGCUCUCGCCUGUCCAGCUGCAGUGGCAAAAGCAGAUCCAUCACGCAGCUGCAAGUCUAGGAGGCCCCGGACUAUUCCUCUUCCUUCUGGCUAGGGUAGUCGAAUGCACAACAGAAGACGGCCCUCGGGCAGCUGCAUUGGAGCUGGCUCUGGGUAUGUUGGGGCAGCCCAGUGCAACCUGGGGCACACCCAUAAUUCUGCUUGGAGCAAGCGAGGCACUCAGUCUUCUGGGGCAGCUGGUCGAGAAUCACCGAUGGGCAGCUGACUCGCCACGAUGUCUCCUGGUGGCGGUGAACGCGUGCAGUAGCCGUCCUCUACUGCAAUGGGACGGGGAGAGUGGUGUGGAGGCGGUGCGACAUCCGACGGGCCAGGAGCCUUUGCUCGUAUGGCCCCAGCUGGCGAGCACACUCCUCGAGCACUGGAGGCCUGGUGCUGGCCGCCGACGUCUGCUGGGAGCCAUGUGGGCACUGCUGCGCGAGCGUCACCCGUACCGGGAGCACAAUUUGGCACAGGCGGCACCCUUGUUGGGUUCCUUGCUCACCGCACUCAGGCGGCUUCUUGUGGACGAGAGUCAGGGCAGCCUGGGCCAUCCUGGAACUCUGCCUCUAGUACUCAAGCUGCUAAGUGCGCUGGUACCGGCUGCCGGGGAGCUGGCGCAACGACUCAGCGCCUGUCUUGACCUCUUGCUGCUACUUCACCGUGCUUCCAAUGCCCACGUGGCACAGGGACGUUCCGCCUUCUACUCCUUGCCUCCUCAAGACUGCGCACCCAACUCUGCAGGUUUUUCUCUCUUGGAAACCAGUCGCACUGCUCCAUCUUCGCUUGCAUCGAGUCCGCUGUCAGGAAGCUUUGGCCAUCUUCUUGGCGUGUUCUCACGCUCAGCUCCCAAUGAGGGAAUCAGGAAAAUCAAAGAACCUGAUGUGCCAAAGGUUGUGAAGAUUCGUCCCAAUGCCGUUCCUGCCGACUUGUACAACAGCCUCGACGGCAACAGCUUGGUCGACGCAAACUUGGCAUCCGUGCACGGAGAGCCAGCUCAGCCGUGCCCCGCUCUGGUCAAGCCGGGGCCAAAGCCGACGGCCACCGAAGCACUCAGCUUGUUGCUCUCCGGCGAAAUCGAAGCUGGUGGUCAAAGCCACAACCGAACAGAGGAUCUGCCGAGGCCGGGCUGUCCAUUUGAGGGCAGCAUUCGACACCCCAUGACGUCUUCGCCCAUACCUCUGUCACCGAAUCCAUGGGCAGAAAUGGAGGAAGAGCCAGCAGAAGCCAAGGACGACAUGACCGGGCUCGUGCUAGGCCUCCUCAAGUUGCUGCAGGAUAUCUUGGUGGCCACACCAGAAAACGUGGUUCGUGAGAAACUUGAACCUGUGGUUCGACUGGAAGCACUCCUGAUUUUGGCUCAUAAUGAAAAUGCAUUGGUUCGCAACCAGGUCCUAUGCGUGCUGGAGGCAUACCUGAACAAGGCCUCUAGUGAGGUCGAGGCUCACUUCCUUAAGGCUAAAGGCUUCCAGCUGCUAGGUCUCCAGUUGGCCCACUACCCUGCCACCGCUGCCCUAGUCCAGUCGUGCUGCCGGAUCUUGCUGGGUCGACCCCUGUAUCUGGCCAGAAGGAUUCCGCAUGGCAGCAUACCGGAUCAAGCCUCGAACAGAGCAUCUGUCACCCUUCUGCUGUCGCUCCUUCCUCGAACAGUGCACGAUGCCGCUCUUUGCUUUGGGACACUUUCAUUGCUGCAACAGCUGUGUGACAAUGUUGAAGGUGCAGCGCGACUGCUUUAUUCCAACGGACUGGGCGAAUCACUGGCGUCCACGAUCGUGGCCGCUCCGAGAGAGCUCAUCCUUAGCCGAAGCCCAAGUACGGGACAUGGAGAAGGUUUUGUUGACCUGGUGCUGGCUGUGAUCAGAAGCGCUUCUCUGGCAACAUCAAGGCUUUCAAUGGAGCAAAGCGGGAAGAUCUCGAUGGAGUGUUUCCACUCGCUGUGCAGUCUCUUUGCGCGGCUCUCCGAGGCACACAACACACGCUGUGGUGAGACUUGCAAGGUUGUUUCAUUGUUCAGGGAAUGCCAAGCGAAGUUGUACCUAUCAGCCCUGGAACACAUUGAAAGUUUCUGCACUGACGAAAAGAGAAGCCAGUCGUCACCGUCACUUCUGGAGGCAUUCGCUUCCCUACCGACACCAAUGGCACCAGAUGUGGCACCACUGUCACCAGACGUUCACCACGGUGGUCGACGCGUGAACUACACCGAGGCGAACGGGUCAUCGCAUGAACACUCAACGCCCUCCAUGUCGACUCUGUCACGAGAGCUGGGGGCAUGGUUUGCUCUUGCCUGCGACUUCAUCAUAUAUCAAGAGUUGUCUUGCGAGAGACCACCAACCGAGCUUUCACUGGUGUCGGUGCUGCUGAAGAAGGCAGUUGCUGGUACUGCCCUCAGUCACCUCAGCAAAAAAUCAAAACGCAAGCUUUCCUCUCACGAGAGGCUGCUAUCAUCUCUCAAACAAGUUUUCCAGCCUCAGCUCUCAAGGCUUUGUGUCAACCUUCUUGCUCCUGGCCAGCACCCCACACUGCGCGUCCACGUGGCGGAGGUCCUCAUAUCCUGCGAGCAACACAGGCAAGCUCUCAAGGCCACACUGGGAUCGUCGAGCGAUAUUCGCCUGCAAGUGAGGACCUUUGCUGAAGAGAUGCUACUUGCAUCGGCAGCUCGUUUCGGCGCUAACGUUAGCAGUGCGGUCGUGUCGCUGGUGGCCGUGCUGGCUCAGGAGCUGCCCAGUGUCCUGCCGAGAAAUCCGAGGCAUGAAGUUCAGACCGACGAGAAGCAGAUCAAAGAACGCUGGUUGAACCAGUGGACGGCCCAGCGGGAGGCCUGGCUGUCACAGACUGCUCUCGGCCCCGAACGCAAGAAUAGUCGACUGAGGAAACUCGAGUCCAAGGCAUCGCAGGUGGUUGCCGAAGGGGCCAAGGUGACCCGCUCAGUCGCAGAACUGCUUCAUGCACUUCGCAAGGAGGUACUACACGAAGCCAAGGCAAGGUCGGGUCGAGACAUGGUGCUCAAACAGACUUGGUCACGCCUGGCAGCACAGCUCACGCACGAAAGGGCACCGUGGCAUCUUUCGGAAAGUUUUCCUACUGCCUGGGAGCUGGACCCCACAGAAGGUCCAUCACGGAUCCGGCGACGCCUGCGGCGAGCCUUCCUGCCAGUUGACGCGAAGUUCAUGCUUCCUGAACACCAAAAAAAUCAGAUGGUGGCAUUGCCGCCUCUGCACUUCCUCUACGACACAGGUGCCUCGCGCAUGGAGUCGGCCACCUUCUUGCACCAUCUGUAUAUCAACGAAAGGAUCACUCACACUUGCAAGUGCAUCAAGAUCUGCCCCUCGUCGGACAUGCCGGGAGAAGUUCUGCUUGGCGAAACCAGUCUCCAGUUUGUGCCCGACCAACUCGGAAAGUACAAGGGCUCCUUGGGUGAAGUUGAAGCCAGGCACGAAGUGUGGCCUUAUAAAGAUGUCCAGGAAGUGCUCCUACGAAGGUUCCGGCUUCGCGACAACGCGCUUGAGCUCUUCCUGCGCAACGGAGUCACUGCGUUGCUAGCCUUCCACACGACACAGGAUCGGAACGAAUUCUGUCGUCAACUGUGGCAGUGCCCUCAUCUGGACCUAGAUCCAUCGGAGUCGCUGGAAUCGCUGAGUCAUCGUUGGCAGGAGCGAUGCCUGGGGAACUUUGACUACCUGACACAGCUGAACAAGUUGGCCGGUCGCUCUUUCAAUGACCUCAUGCAGUACCCAGUGUUCCCGUUCGUGCUCUCAAAUUACGCCGACGAUGUGUUGGACCUAAGUGAUUCAGCCAACUUUCGGUGCUUGGAACGUCCCAUGGCAGUUCAAGACCCAGCGCGUGAAGAGCACUACCGUCACAACUUCCGGGUGGAACGGGCAGCUUCUCCGUCAGAGCGGUUCUACCCGUGGCUCGGUCCGUACCACUACGGCUCACACUACAGCAACAGCGGCACUGUGCUUCAUUUCCUGGUCAGGCUGCCACCUUUCACCCAGAUGUUCCUUGCCUACCAAGACCAGCAGUUCGACCUUCCCGACCGUACGUUCCACGAUGUUCACACCACAUGGCGGCUGGCGAGCAGUGAGUCCACAACCGACGUCAAGGAACUCAUUCCCGAAUUUUUCUUCUUGCCAGAGUUCCUCGUAAACAUGCAAGGUUUCAACUUUGGUAAGCGACAAACUGGCGAGCCUGUCUCGGAUGUGCAACUGCCACCUUGGUGUCGCGGAGACGCCCGCCUCUUUGUCCUAAUCCAUCGGCAGGCCCUGGAGUCUGAUUAUGUGACCGAGCACUUGGGCCACUGGAUUGACCUCGUCUUUGGCUACAAGCAGACGGGAAAAGCCGCAGAGGAGGCCAUCAAUGUGUUCCAUCCUGCUACGUACUACGGUGUCGAUGUGAGCUCGGUUGCCAAUGACGAGGUGUCACAGAGGGCACUGGAAACCAUGAUUCGCACCUACGGCCAGAUGCCCAAGCAGCUGUUCAGCAACCCGCACCCGCUGGUCACACUCAGCCUGGCUGAUAACCAGCGCACUGCUGUGAACUCUCCUUCAACACAGGCAGCCAUGGCUGAGGUAAGAGGGCUGCGCUGGGGCAGCUACGUGGGAAGCCCCAGCAAGCCACCUGCACGGCUGGUGCUGUGGCGCAGCACCCACAAGGACCAGACCCUCGUGAGCCACCUGCUGUCGCUUCGCACGAACGACGUCUGGGGCCUUCCCGCAAACUCCUGCCUGCUGCUCACCUACAGCAACUCGUCUGCAGGUCCGAAGGCUGCGCUACAAACUUACAUCCAGAGCACGGCGCUUGUGUCGUGGCAGCACGCAGAUGGCUUUGUUCGACUCAAACUGCAGAAGGACGAGCCGGCCCAGCCGUUGCUUUCGCCAUGCCCCGGAGACAUGGUAUCAACGUGUGCCACGGCCCCUGGUUGCCCACUCAUCUUUGUGGGAUAUGCUUCCGGUCUUCUGACUGCACAUGCAAUCAAACUUGCAAACUCAAAGGUGGAGCACCCUUCACGCCCCACCUGUCUGCUAGGUCACACAGAUGCGGUCACCAGGGUCGAAGUCUGUACAGCAUUUGGACUGGUGGUCACGACAAGUCGCGACGGAUCCUGCAUUGCCUGGGAUCUCAACAGGCUCGAGUAUGUUCGCACGUUGAUCGCUGGGAGCUCACCCAUCAUGCUGGCUUGCAUUAGCAGCACUCUUGGAGAUGUUGCCACUGUAGAGACCUCUGAAGGUUCUUCUGGCAGUUGUCUUCGAGUUCAUACCAUCAACGGUGCCCGCGUGGGACAGCUGAGCAUGGACAUGGCCAUCGGAGCCGUCUGCUACUCUGCUGCACCCGAGGGCACCUCUGUCAACGUGCUCGCUGCCGGUUGUGAGGACGGGUGCAUCCGGCUUUGGAGCUCGUGGGAUCUGAGUCCUGUGCAAGAAAUUCACUCGGAAAAAUGCGUAUUUCCCAUUGUCAGCCUGACCUACUCGCAAGACCAGCAGCAUUUGUAUGCUGUUGACGAUCACGGUGAAGUGUUCGCCUGGGAGGCGCAAGAAGGCAGCCGCGUGCCACGUUUCCAUGUGCUGCUGUGAAGAAGCAGCACAUCACCUAGUCUACAUUGUGGCAUCGUAGCACUAAUUUUAUUACAGAUCAAAAAUAAAUAUGUUAAAGUUAUAUAAGAACUGGACAGUGCCCCACAAGUGCCUUAUGCAGUUUCGGAAGUAUCAAAGAAUUUUCGCACGCUGGCAUUUAAGAUGGCUGACUGCUUUAUGUAUUGUUUCAGCAUCCAAUGAUGGUUGGUUAAAAGAUGCCCCAUCGGCACUGCAUUGCUUUUGUUCACCGUAGUUCAUUUCUAUUUAUGUCAUAAUUACAACAAUGCUAUUAAAAAUUUCAAAUAAUGCCUCU